AUGUACGCUGAUGAUAUCGCACCGGUAGAUGAGGACAAAGGACGGCUCACCAGACGCGUGCACGCAUGGAUGGAGGCGCUUGAAAACGGCGGGCUGAAGCUAAACGUGGCGAAGACGGAGUAUAUGGCCUGCAACAGCACAGAUCUGACGUCUCUCCGUAUAGGCGACGACACCGUCGUGCGCACGGACAACUUCAGGUACCUCGGAUCUGUGCUUGACGCGUCCGGGGACAUCGAUCGCGACAUCAAGGCCCGUAUAUCAGCGGCUUGGGCGAAAUAG
This is a messenger RNA of Parnassius mnemosyne (clouded apollo), 279 nucleotides long. The record is from the annotation of a GenBank genome assembly. Lineage: Eukaryota; Metazoa; Arthropoda; Insecta; Lepidoptera; Papilionidae.